Sipha flava (yellow sugarcane aphid) is the source of this 1161-nucleotide messenger RNA. RefSeq lists its product as uncharacterized. The coding region runs from base 1 to 1161 and encodes 386 amino acids. The record is from RefSeq and is a predicted model, not a curated record. NCBI's taxonomy places the organism in Eukaryota, Metazoa, Arthropoda, Insecta, Hemiptera, Aphididae. The transcript has 3 exons.
AUGUCUUCUGUGCCAUUAGCACCUUGUGUUCGUCAGUCUUACGGUCAUCUAUCAUUGGCUGACCCUUCAUUUGAUGUUCCCUCAUCUAUAUAUAUAUGCUCAUUGGUGGAGGCUGGAAAAUAUUUCAUCCCGCACCAUGCUGUCGUGAAACGUGACGGUUACAAGAUCGAAAAGUUGCAUGUUGUGUUCCAUGCAUCUGCUUCUACAUCGCCGGGUUUAUCGCUAAAUGACGCCCUUAUAGCUGGUCCCAAGUUGCAGAUUGAUAUUUUUGAUAUUCUUGUAAGGAGUAGGCUAAAACGUUACCUCUUAACCGCAGACAUAACUAAAAUGUAUCGACAAAUUUUUUUAAAACCCAAUGAUUGUGCGUACCAACAUAUAUUAUGGCGUGAAUCUUCUGAGGAAGAAGUGAUCGAAUAUGAAUUUCGUACUGCCACUUAUGGCGUUACUUCUGCUCCAUAUUUGGCUAUCCGAUGUUUGCAUAAACUAGAUGCUCAGGCUGGUUCAAAAUUCCCAGCCGCGAAAAAUAUUCUCACUCGCAAAACAUGCACUUUAAAAAAGUGGACAAGCAACUGCCCGGUUAUCUUGAAGAACGUCGACACUAAUGAUCAAGCAAAAUUAUUGUCAUUGGAUCCCAAAGGUGAGGCCUCUGUGAAGUUUUUAGGCCUUCAUUGGGACCCAUCAUCAGAUCAUUUUACUUACCACACAUGUCUUCGCCCGGGUCAAUAUACCAAACGAAAAGUGCUUUCAAUUACCGCUAGACUAUUUGAUCCAUUUGGUUUUUUAGGACCCACACUGUUAUGGGCCAAGAUUUUUAUGCAAGAAUUAUGGAAACUGGGUCUGCAUUGGGAUACUCCACUUCCAACACAUCUUCACUGUAGUUGGUAUCAAUUUGUAAGAGAACUACCAGCACUCGAUUCAAUUAUUCUUCCUCGACAUAUUGAUAUCCGUUCGCAUACGGAAAUUCAACUAAUAGGAUUCUCUGAUGCAUCAUCAAAUGGUUAUGCUGCUAAUGUAUACUUACGAGUAAUAAGCACUUUAAAUUCUAUCAACGUUUAUUUUGUUACUUGCAAGACAAAGGUCGCAUCAUUAAAGGCUGCUGACCUGCAUGCAUCACUAUCCAUACCACGACUGGAACUUUGUAGAGCAUUAUUAUUAGCUUAA